CAAAUACUUUAUCAUAAUCUGCUGCGUAUUUUUUAAUUAUCUUGGUUUUUGUUCUUAUCGUGCAUUAUUUUUUGUUUAAAGCUUGUGCCUCGGAAAUUUAUUAAUCGCUACAUUUGUUUCUUUUAAUCAUUCUUACAGUUUCGUUUUGUUUAAAAAUUGAAUUUCCGAAGUGGUUUCGAUCGUUGAAUAUCGAGUUUACAUUCACAAGUCAGGAUUAUCAUUUGUUGCAUGCUGAUUAUACGGACAUAGGAAUUAUUUUGACAUUGUAGCACCAUGACUUACUAUAAGAUGCUAGCGACUUGGAAAUUUUGAGACCCAGAGUAUCUCUGUACGUUCCUGCGUAUUAAUCAGUGAAAACCCAGCUUCAUAAACGCAAUGUGAAUUAUUACAUCGAUGCGUUCACUGUGCACAUGGAGAUGACUGUCGUCAAUGAAAUUCGCGGUUUUAUUUCGCAUAUUCGAAUGCGUCAUAUUUCAUUCAAAUUUUAAUACGUACGUCUGUUGUGUUAAAUUAUGAAAAACGUCGCGUACCUGUGUUUCUUUUGCGAAAAUUAUCAACUUUUAAUUUUCAAGUCAUAAUUUUGAUGUGAAGGAUUGCAAGUGGUGUUUUGGUCAAUAUUUCAUGUAUUGCGCGAUUUUCUGUCCGAGUUACCUGUACUGAUCAUUGUAUCGUUGUCGCAAACAAGGAAUAUGCCUUCGAAAUGGUAUCCAAACUUCCAACGGAUCUGUUCCCUUCCCCGGAUAGAGAAUCUCAGAAUUUAUCGCUGGGAGGUGAGGGGAGGCAACUUCGAUCCCGGUUGGUUGAAUUAUGCUCUUUAUGUCAAAAACCCAUACCUGCUUCUACAGGAAAAACUCACGCUAGUCAUAUUCACUGCACAUGUAUUACGCCUCCAAAUACAACAGUACCUGAUCAUAAUUUGCAGAUGUCACCUAAGAAGACGAAACGAGUCGUUGAUACGGAACUUGGCGAAUCUUCCAAACGACAACUGUUCAAAGAAAGUGUUCCAUUGGAGGUAGUCGACGAGAAAAGCGACUCCGCCAAAAAACUCCAAUCGCUGCCGCCUUCUAAUAUUUGUAAAUCUGAUACGAAAUCUACUAGUACUAAAGACAGUGCUUCUGCUUCGUCGAAAAAAGCCGAUAGUUCGUCUUCGAAAUCUCGUCACGUUUGUAAUACAUGUUCGAAAAGCUUCAACACGCCCGGUAAAUUAAAUCAGCACAUGUAUUCGCACACUGGUGAAAAACCAUUCGUUUGUAGUCACUGCUCGAAAGCGUUUUCUUCCAAGUUUAAACUAGUUCGUCAUAUAUUGAUACACUCGGAUUUGAGACAGUAUCGUUGCACCAUCUGCGAGAAAACGUUUCAUCGAAAAGACCAUCUGAAAAAUCACAGCAAAGUUCACAGUCCGGUCAAAAGACGGUUCAAGUGUGAUCGUGAAGAUUGCAAUAAAGAGUACAGCUCUAUAUUAAGUUAUAGGAAGCAUAUCGCCGUUCAUUCUGCCGAAGAGGGUAAUUUAGAGUGUAAAAUUUGCGGCAAGAAAUUCGAAACGAAGGAGGAUACGCUUUUCCAUUUAAAAGUACACGCUGGAUCGCGUUCGCUGAAAACUCCGGCCGAUCGAAAAUAUCAUUGCGAUCAUUGCGACCGAUCAUUUUUCACCGGUAAAGAUGUUCGUCGACAUUUGGUCGUGCAUACCGGUCGUAGAGACUUCUUGUGUCAGUAUUGCCCGCAGCGGUUUGGUAGAAAGGAUCAUCUCACCAGACAUAUUAAAAAAAGUCAUUCUUCGUCUUCGAAAAAAGUUAAAACGCGUAAAACUCAAGACGUCGAUAGAACCAAAUCGGUCGAUAAUAGGCAUAUAGCAAUGCCCGAUGAGAAACCACCUUGCGACGAAUUUACUUUCCCUAAAUUAACGGCAACGGCGACUGUAACAGCAGAGAAACAAGAUCAAAGUUGCGUCAGCAGUAACGAGAAUAUGUACAAAAUGCCGAAUAUUAGCAACCCUCCGAGUACUACGAGUAUGUUGAAACUGGAAUCUUCGCCAGAUGUACUGUCUAUAGUUACCAUAGAUGAUAAAACUCCUAUGCCAUCCACCAAAGUUGAAGAUAUUUAUAAUAUAUUAGACCCUAACAUUCCAUUCAAAUAUCCAAACUUCGAAUUCGAUCAAUUCACGUACCCCACCAGCGAUGUUGAAGCUUUGGCAGGUCCUUCUACUUCACACCACAGCGCCAUUUUACCCGACUUGAUGUAUCCUCCUCCUUCGUAUCAGGCUGAUUUGAAUUUUCCUAUGAGCAGCGACGAUAUUAAGGUCGAAUCUGACUUGGGUUCGGAUCCGCUGUCGAUGGAUUUAGUUCUACCUCCGAUCACCAACAUAUCCCCUUCCAUUCCUUCGAUGGGUAAUUGCAUACUGUCCAAUGCGGAUAUCCAAGAUAUAUUAUCUUCGAAUGCCGGCUCAUCUUGCGCUGAAUCGACCGACGAUGGUUCCAGAAUCGGUGAUCAAACGUUCAACUUUCUUCCAAACGCUGAGAUAUUAAAUUCGCUUCUGAAUUCUUCCGAUCCGCAAACCAAUUCUACUCCUCUUCCGGGUUUUAGUCAGGCUUUUCACCAACCACCGUGAUCGUAAUGUUGGUAAGUGAUUCGGGGACGAAUCGAAGUGGUUUCUCGAGGAGAGGGGGUCAAAAUCGUUGAAAAUGCCAACUCUUGUUACUAAAAUUUUCAGAUUGAACUGCUUUAAAAUUUUACUGAAGUUUUUUUGGCUUCAUGAACUUGAGAACUUGAGAACAAAGUGAAAUUUAAAUUUUUGGUUUUCAAUUUUGAAAAAGAGAAAGGAAUUGACUCAAGCGAAGCUAGGGCAAAAAUUGCUGCCAAUUUCCACUUUGAAAAGUAAAAAAACUACGUCAUAUUUUUCAUGUAAAUAGUUCAGCCUAUAUUUUUUGGAUUCAAAAUUUUAGAAUUUGAAUUACUUUUUUAUAUAAUUAUAUUUUUUUAGAAAUUUUAAUUUUGAAAUAGAAAAGAGGACAGAAGCUUAGUUGAAAAACGAUAUUUUUUAUGUGAGGAUUGAGGAGUUUGGUCAUAUGUUUUUUUUAGCUUCAAAAUUGAUUUUUUUUAAUAAACAGAAAUUUUUUAAACAGAAAAUUUUUUUGGCUUCAAAAUGUUAGAAUUUUAAAUAGGUAUCCAUUUUUUGGAUUUUUAGAAAUUUCAAUUUCGAAAUAGAAAAAUGAACAAACCUGAGCAAAGUGAGGACAGAUAUUUUUUAUACUUAUGUGAUGAACUGAUGAUUCAGGAUCGAGGAGUUUAGUUCUACAUAUGUUUUUUUAUCUUCAAAAUUUUGAAAUUUUAUAUUUUUUAUAGAAAUUGAAAUUUUUUAACAGAAAAAUAAACAGGCCCGAGUUCGAAAAUUCCUAUUUUGAGAAUGUAUUUUUUUACAAAAGAAUUCAGUUCAUAUUUUUUUGGCUUUAAAAUUUUAGAAUUUGAAUGAUGGUUUUUUUUCCUUUAGAAAUUCUGAUUUUGAAACAGAAAGUUGAACAGACCCGAGUGAAAUUGAGGCAAAAGCUUUUGAAGAUUCCUGUUUCGACUUUCGAGAAGUAAAAAAACUAUUUGGAACAUGUAAAUUUCAAUUUGGUACGUAUAUAAGAUAAGCAAGCCGGUUUUAUUGUUAGUUUUUCAAUUUUUUUGAACAAUUUUGCCAAAGUAACUAGAAUCAUAUUAAAAUGCACCAACUUUUGUUGUCAAUUUUUCAAAUGUUUUGAAAAAUUUCGCUCAAGUCGUCAGUUGGCAUUUUUGAGCAGUUCUAAACAGUUGGAAAUUCUCAUCAACUUUUAAUGAUUUAUUAUUUAUAUUAAUUCAUCUACCUCAUUGGUUUUUAAUUUCUGUCCAGAAGUUCGUAAAAUAUCAACUUUGUCUACUUCUACCAGAAAAGAACGAAUUUUUCAACUUUUCACAUGGCCUGGGGCAGAUGCCCCCCCGGUCUCCACUUUUGUUUAUGCCCAGGAGGCAGAUGCCCCCUGUCACCACUUUUGCCUACCCUACUUCUACCAAAAAAGAACGAGUUUGCCAACUUUUCACGUGCCCAAGGGGCAUAUGCCCCCUGUCUCCACUUUCGUUUCGUCCCUGUCCAGACUAUAACUAAAAGUUUUAUAAGAUUACCAAUAUUUUGUACUUGUUUUUACAUAUUUUUUUGUUUCCUUCUUUUCUUACUGUCAAAACCUUUUUUUUUUUUUUUUUUUGUGAAGUACCGUUUUGUAGGUUCUAGUUACCUAGUAUUAUUACUCAAGUUUUUUUUCAGUUCGUUGAAUAUUACCUACCUGUCAUUUUUACGAUCACUUUAUUUUUAUAAAUUUCAUAUUUUUAUAAGUUUGUUUCUAUAUUGCGUUAUACUUGUUAAGUUUAUCAUUUUUAUUAUCCGUAUCAAAUAUUUUUUCGUAAGAAGAUUUACCGUUACGAGGAACCAUGCCAAAAACAUUUUUUACCUUCAUUUAUUACCUAUCAGAUAAUUUGUUUUACUAUUUUUUUCUAUAAUUUUGUUUAUUGAACGUCAGUGGGUUGAAACUGUUUAUUUUUUUUUUUUCAUACUUAGGUCUACUAAUUAUUCUACGAUUUGAAAGUACAUACAUAUAAAGCUUCUUAUUUAAAUAUGAAAAUUGAAUUUUUGGCAGCUUUUCGAGAAUUUGCUUUUGUAAGGUAUAGGUAGUAGCUAUUGAAAAUUGAUUUUGGAUUUUACUUGAAGAAAAAAAAAGAGAAGAUUUUAAGAUUUUGAAACUUGAAAGCUGCAGGUCAAUGGAAUCUAAAAAGUGUUUUAAAAAACCUCCAAAAUCCAGAUUCUCGAAAACCUGCCAAAAUUCGUGCAAGAAAAACACAUUUGAAGUUUUCGUUUAAAUUUCAUCAUCUAAUCUGCGCGUGAAUGAACUCUAUUUUAAUAUCGUUAGAUUCGGUGGUUUUGAAGAAAGAUGUCUCUCAGUUUAAUAUUAGGUAAUAGUGUUCCAAACAAUACGAAUAUUAUCUGUCCAUUGAGAAGUAGCGUAGAAGUUUUUUGAAAAAAAAAAAAUGGAAAUUCCUUUAGGUUGCCUACUGUACUAAAAAUGAUCGGUAUUACGAGUGCCUAGUACAAAAUACACUUACGAAAUGAUGCAAGCAAUAUGAAAAAAUAUUGAAAUUAUCAGGAAACAUUCAAAUAAUCCCUCUUGUAUUGUCUACCAGUUAUUUCUAUUUUUUUUUUACUUUUCUGUUUGAAUUAUUCUUUUCUCAUUUUUUUUCGAGUAUUAUUUUUUAUGCAACAGUUUUGAAAAUUUCAUCACAUUUCAGAUCGAAAAUGAGUGAAUUCUCAUGAGGUGUACCUUAUUUUGCCAAGUUGGAAUUUUUCAUCUCCCUCGUCCCGAAGUUGCUACUUCGAUUGAGAACACGAUUCCCUAUUUAUUUUAUUUCCCCCUAUCUUCAAAAAAUUUGUCCCCCCUCCCGUUGAAAAAAUCAAAAAAAUGGAAAAAAAUCAAUUUACCAACUUUUUUUUCUACGUCAGAAUUUUUCUAAAUAAUCCUCUUCAAGGAAAAACUUCCCCCACCCUUCAAACCGUAUUAGCCUCAUAAUAAGGAGCCCCCUAAAAUUGAAAAAAUCACAAAAAAUGAAAGUAAAUCAAAAUUAGGGAAUAUUUUUUGAAAACAUCUCAUUUCCACAUUUGAAUUGUUCUACAUAUAUAACCUCCUUUUCAAGAAAACCCCUGCGCUUCGUUGGACUCUCAAAUGAUGUUGGCACUCUUGUAUGGAGCUUCCUUCCCCAUGGGGAAAAUAAAAAUUAUGAAAAAUUAAUAUCUGUAGAAACUUCUUGAAAAUUGUUUUUUUUUUCUUUUUUUUUUAGCAGAAACAAAAACCUUCUACACACAUAGGCCCCCCACCCUUCGUCUCCCAAAUGACGUUGGUCUCCAACAACAAAAAUAAAAAAUUGACAUGUGUGCAAAUUUUUCAAAAAUUGUCAAGUUCCACUUUUUCAUCAUGGAAGUUGGGGGGGGGGGGUGUGUGGCAAAUCCACAACAUUGAAUUGUGCUUUUCUGAUGAAGAUGGGACCAAAUCGAAGGAUUAAAACCAAAAAAAAGGUUGAAAAGUUGAAAUAUUCAUUUUUUUAAAUUUUUCCAGGAACGGGUCAUGUUCCACUUUUUCAUCAUGUAGUGGGGGUCAAAAAUAUUCAACCGUAUUUCUAAUAAAAAUUUACCAAAUGUAACGAUUAGAAGGUAAAAAAAAACGUAAAAAUUUCAAUUUUUGGGAUUUCUUGUAUAUUUUGAGAACAAAGGGGAGGGGAAGGGGGUUCCUGACACCACUUAUUUUUGUCAACGUGGUUGGGGAGAUUCCUACAACGUACUCUAGGCGUUGAAAAAUAUUUUUCCACAAGUGGGUUUGAAUAAGAGCUUUUCCCUUUAAUCCACAGGUUAGUCAUGGGUGGAGAUAGGGGGCUAAAAUUGAUAUAUACGUUGAUUUUAGAGGAUGGGAGCAAAAAAAAAAAAACGAAAAAAGAAUUUUCCUCCAUAAAUAAGGUGCACCGCAGUAGGUAGGUAUUCUCGUUUCAAAAAAAAAAAAUACCUACCAUAAUAUUAAAAUGAACUUGAAAGACGUAUUCUUAUAGAAAAAGAAAGUUCAAACACACUAAAGGUACGGAAUAAUGUUUGCCCGAUUUGCCUUUUGCUUUGCUAUUAUUAUAGCUUUUGUCCCGGUGUUAUGUAUAUGUUUAUUUGGUAUUUUUUAUUUUAUAAAUUUGAAAACAAACCAAACAAAAAUUGGAAAAAGAUGAAUUUAUUGACUGUUUUUUUUUAAAAAAUCAUUUUCGUUCUAUACGAGUACAUUUUUGCAAUAUUGAAAACCUUUGGUGGUAGAACAUUUGAUUAUCAUCUAGACAUUAUUUUGUCAUAUAAUUUGAUUCAAAAAAUUUCAAAAUUUUAGGGGGCAACCGGGUUUGAACCGGUGACCUCUCGAUCUGCAGUCGAAUGCUCUACCACUGAGCUAUACCCCCGCGACAUCUGAUAUGACGAAAAUUAAAAGUAUCAAAUACCUACCAAGUGUUACUUAAUUUUAAAUGUUUUUUUUUUCAAUUUUUGAAUUUUACAAAAAUCAGUUUUGUACGGACUUGUAUGAUAAUAUGAACUUUUAAAGUUUUAAAGUUGGUUUUAUUGUUUUUAAUUAUGAUGUAACUUGAUAUAUUUUUUUUUUAAUGAUUAUUUUUGGUUUUAUUCAGGUAUAACUUUUUUUCAUAAAAUUCUAGAGUCUAUGAAGUACCUAUUUGGAAAGUUUUAAGCUAUAAAGUAUCGAAAUCAUUUUACUUAGAUCAAAAUAGUACCUAUUUAUGUCGACAGAAAACGAUAUUUCGUUUCUGUUAGUGCUGUUUCAUGUACAAUUAAAUGAGCAAUGGUACAUGUCUCUGAACUCUGAUGUCUCUGUAUUCAAAACAUCUGUUAUUUUUUAUCAUGAAACAAGAAUUACUGUUUGCUGCCAUUUUUAACUUGAAAGCUCGAAUAACGUGAUUUAUUUGAUUUAUUUUAUGCGUUUCAAUUUUUGUGAACGGAUUUAAAACUGUACUGAUAAGCAUUGUAACAUGUUUGGUUUUUGUUAUUUACAAUUUACAUGUUUAGUAUUGUGGUACAUUAUGAACUAUGAAGCUAUAUUAUGAACUAUACGAUUACUUACAAUAUCUUAUUUUGUGCAAUUUAUAUAAAGCACCAAGCUAGACCUGUAACUCCCCCCCCCCUCCCAAAAAAAAAGAAGAAAAUCGAUGGAUUUUUACCAAAUUCAUCAAAAACCUUCAUUUUGAGUUGAAAAUUACUCAGAAAAAUUUUUAACUUGGGAAGUGCUCUUGAAGGGGACAAAUAGGUUCUCAAAGAGGGGAUAUUUUUAAGAAAAGUUAAUCUUGCUUUUUUUCAAAAUUGUCCAAAAUUUUUAAUUUUUUACAAAAUGACCAAUUUUUGAAAAACAUUCCAAAAGUCACAUUUUUUAAAAAAUUGUCCAGUUUUCCUUUUUUGACAGAAAUUGCAGCGAAAAAUAAGUAUUAUUUUUUGGCCCCUGGAGCAUUUCUGCAGCUAAAAAUCUUUCUGAAUAACUUCGAACUUGAAAUGAAGGUCUCUGCUGAAUUUAGUCGAACUCCACCGUAACUUCUAAUUGAAUUCGUGUGCUCAUUUUGAACCAUUUGAAACCCCCUACUUCGAAGCAUAAAUACCGUUUCCUCAGCUUUUGUACAACGUAACUUUUUAAUUCAAAUAAAUCAUAGUCUGUCAUCUGAA
Planococcus citri (citrus mealybug) is the source of this 8239-nucleotide messenger RNA. RefSeq names its product zinc finger protein PLAG1-like. Gene Ontology annotation, cellular component: nucleus. Bases 701 to 2605 code for a protein of 634 amino acids. NCBI's taxonomy places the organism in Eukaryota, Metazoa, Arthropoda, Insecta, Hemiptera, Pseudococcidae. The record is from RefSeq and is a predicted model, not a curated record. The transcript is spliced from 2 exons. Gene Ontology annotation, biological process: regulation of transcription by RNA polymerase II. Gene Ontology annotation, molecular function: DNA-binding transcription factor activity, RNA polymerase II-specific.